UUUUUACCGAGAAAAAUGAGCGACGAUUCGCACAAUUUGUUUUACUACGCGAACGUAUGUCACGUUUGUAAAGCAUUUGGGGAAGAAUUGCCUUUAAAACGUUGUGGUAGUUGCAGGAUGAUAUCUUACUGUGGCAAAGAACAUCAAAAGCAACACUGGCCACAACACAAGGAUUUGUGCAAAGUUUUAUCGGAUAUGCUCGAGAAAGGGGAUACUUUGUGUCUUUUUGAGACACCGCAAAACAAUUGCCAAAAAAUCUGGACUCGGACCAAAAUCAAUCUGAUGUUACUCGUCCAAAUCAGAUUAGGGAGGCGUUUAGAAUCUUAUGAAGAACAAAUGUUUAAGUUUCCACGAGCCUGUACAAUUUGCCACGAUGGAAAAUCUGUGGCUUUAAAAGAUUGCGCUCAUUGUCCAAGUGCUACUUUUUGCCAAUUGCAUCGCGCCAAAGACACAAGGCACUCUAAACAGUGCAAAGCACUUAGAUUAUGCUUUGAUCUAGACGUUGCAGGAACGUUGUUUGAACGAAAGUCUCCUAGACACGUUGUUCCAUUUCAUACAGAAACUGCUUACCUUCCAAGCACAAUAUCAGAUUUCAUAGAUCUAUAUGUAAAUGAGAAUAAGUCACUACCAAUGUCGUCAAAAUGUCAAUUAGCAUAUAACUCAGAAUAUCUAACAAGACCUUUGACUAUUCUUCAUGCAAUUGAACGGCUGGAAUUUAAUGUGCAGUCUAAUAUGGUGAUGCAUGUAAUUGGGGCUAAUAUGGUUGAAGUCGAUGGACUGGAUGUUUGGGAGAUUUUAUUACACUGGCUUCCCACAUUGACCAUGUUAACAAUUGUUCUCAUUGGGCCGGAACUUAUGUGGGGUAGUGUCAAACCUAAUGUUUGUGAUUAUUGCAUGGCAAAGGGUAUGAGCGUUCGUGUCGAAUUGCGAAAUAUGCUCUACCAUGAUUAUGUGACCAGUCAAUGGUAUGAAAAGCCAGAUUUUUUGAUAGGAUAUAAUACUGGAAUUCACGAAUGUGUCGAACUCGGCUCAUCUAAAGACACCUGGACGUUGUCAGUUCAAACAACGGCUGAGCAAAAUUGUCCACUAGUUUUAACAUCAUAUACUUUGAGUGAAGCUAUUGAAGAGCACAAAAGACUUUGCAUUAUUUUGGGAGAUACUGCAACGUGUAUUUGUUGCGUCAGAAAUCCUUUCCAAAGCUUGAGACCUCACAGGGAUUUUGAAACGGAAGAAGUAUUUUAUCAGAAUCAGUAUAUAACAAUUUAUCAAGAACUAUGCCCUGCUAGUAUAUUCAAUGAUCUCAAAUUAACAUAAUAUAGCAAAAUUGGUACCCAGAAUCACGUUACUUAAAAUACACAUGAAAUUAUUCUGAAUGCAAUGCAUAAAUCAGAUGCGAUGGAUUGAUUUUAUUGAGUCUCUAAUCCAUUGCUGACCUUGCACAAUUUCAAUUGAUGAAUGUUCAGAGGUGGUUAAAUGAGGUGUACAAAUAACCAGUCAUUAUUAUACCAUUCCAUACCUCAUACCAAAUAGAUAGAAGAUAAUAUUUUACCUGAUAUUAAUGUUAAACGGAUGUCAAUGUUUGAUAUUAUCCCAAAUUGGGAUCAAUCGAUCGAUCGAUAAAAUCAAUUAGAUCCCACCAUGUUAAAUUCCGAGAUAGAUGUAACAUACAUUGCAUAAUAUAAAUGUAAGACUGAUACGUGAAGCGACAUUCCUUGGCCGCAAACAAUGAUUCAUAUUCCACGUUGUGUGUCUUAUACAAAUAUUUAAAGAAUUUUGACCCAAAUAUAAACUGAUCAAUUUAUAGAAAUCAUGUCGACCUGGUGUUAUAAUGAAAUGCACAAAGAUUUUACCAGAAACAUUGCAUAAUCAAUCAAGAUAUUCCUUUUUGAAUUUAUUUAGUGUAAGUUUGUUAAGUACCCUAAUCAUUGUCAUAUUAAAUACUGCACACAUUCGUAUAAUGUUUAAGUGUGAUAAAAAUGUAUGUAGGCGCCAAAACUCAAUAUAUUAGGUGGUGUUCCUAAGAGGAGGCAUAAUAUCGAUAGUAUGUAUUUUAACCCAUGUCUAGAAGUUGAAAGUACAAUCGGAUACAUCUAUAUGUAAUGAAAUUGAAGGCAAUGUUUGAAAUAUUAUACAUACCCUAAAUAUUUCAGUAUAUUUUAGAUGUCUUUCUGCUCUUAUAACUUGAUAAAACACAAACGUCUGAAGCGCGUAAGUACAUCAUGCAAAGGUAAUAUUGUAUCAUGUAAUAUAAACUGCAACAUUUUCAAGAACUGAAGAAUCGUAAAUGCAAUAGGCAAAACGUUCAUAUUACGAAAUUUAUGAGAAGUACAACAAUCACUGGUAUCAUGUGGACAUCACAAUUUUUAUAAUCGUUACUCUGAAUGGCUGUGAUUUUCAUCGCUGUUCAAUAAAUGAAUGAAUUUACAUCAAGUAUGAAA
Molecule: messenger RNA, 2438 nt
Organism: Athalia rosae (coleseed sawfly)
Lineage: Eukaryota; Metazoa; Arthropoda; Insecta; Hymenoptera; Athaliidae
Exons: 1
Coding region: 16-1314 (432 amino acids)
Cellular component (GO): extrinsic component of mitochondrial inner membrane
Source: RefSeq, a predicted model, not a curated record